Molecule: messenger RNA, 1599 nt
Organism: Dinoponera quadriceps
Lineage: Eukaryota; Metazoa; Arthropoda; Insecta; Hymenoptera; Formicidae
Product: multiple coagulation factor deficiency protein 2 homolog
Exons: 6
Coding region: 697-1518 (273 amino acids)
Source: RefSeq, a predicted model, not a curated record
GACGACGACGACGAGGAGUCGAGAGCGAGCGGGUCGGCGCGCUGUGCCGGGAUCGAGAGAGCGCGAAGGGUGGAUCGAAUCGAUCGAUCGUGUCGCAGGGCAGAUAUCCGUCGCCGAACGCGUGAUAUUGAUCGGGCCGCCACGUCGGAAGCAGGGAAAACGCAGGUUAUGACAACCUAACCUGGAUGCACCCUCUCUCUCUGCCCGGGGGUUGUCUGCCACCCUCUGCCAGCCGCUGUCGGAUAGCAUAGUCGAGAUUAUAGUCAGGGCGAGUGACCCUCCGGAUGGGAAACGAUCGCUUGGGAUCUCUAGCGAGGAACGCACAUCACAGGGAGAGGCGUCGGCGGCCGGCCGCGAAUCCGCGGAAACGCGAAUGCGCAGCUUUGCAUUGCAAUUUCAUGGUUGUCCGCGCGAUUUUGCCAACGGCGGAUAACGCGCGUCGCGCAUGAAUGUGCGUUUGGCUGGGCGGAUGCACCACGUGGUAACCGUGGUCGGUAUGUUACACGGUGCUGUAACAAACGCAUCGCGUCGUGGCCGCGUCGUGUUAUUUACGGAUGUAUCACAGCAGAGUACGGAAUAAUGGAAAAACGGCAAAUUUGUCUGCGCUGCAUUGAAAAGUGGCAUCGAAAAGUUCAACGGUAAUUCAGAGCCUGGAUUAAAAGUCAUUCCAUUUUAAAGGAAGUUAUAAGAGGUGAAAUGAGUUUGACUCGAUGUGAGAACCCGAUGCAACUUGCACUGUAUAUAUCGAACGUUAGCCGUGUCUAUAUUCUUUUCUCAAGAAUACUUUCUUGGAAAAUUUGCACGGGGCGGUUGCACAAAAACGCCUAUAGAUUAAUUGCACGAAAAUACCUGUGGAGGGGAGCAAUGAUUAAAAAUGUCCAAACGCGAUACGGACGACAUCGCAAGAUCUCACCGGAACAUCAAACGAUCGCCUCGCCGAUCGGAUGUCACGCUUGCAACCAGCGGACAACCGAUAUUCGCGCAUCACAUAGCAAAAUGGGAGAGACACUCUUGAUUGGUUUGUGGAUCAGCCUGUUAAUGGUAUACGCAAAUGGCAUUCGUGGGCCGCAUCAUCCUAAAAGCACUGUGUCCCAUCACCAUUACACGCCGCAAAACGAAAUCAAAUUAACGCAAGAUUCCGAUCUUCUUCACGAUGCCACACAUUUGAAGGAAGACAUGGGUCCUUUGGGCGAUCAACUCGACUUUUCAAAGAUGACCGAGCAGGAAAUAGAGUUCCACUAUUUUAAAGUCCACGAUGUCGACAAUAAUACAAAGCUAGACGGAUUAGAGAUUCUUCAUGCUAUACAACAUACUUUCCACGAGAAUAGACUCGCCGAAAAUGAUGAUUUCAACGAAGACAUGCAGGACUUGCCUUGGAUCGUAGAGCUGAUUGACAGAGUGUUGGAAGAAGACGAUGUGAAUAACGAUGGGUAUUUGGAGUACGUUGAGUACGUGAUGGGCAGGCAAAGGGAUCAUAUCGCACAAGAGAAACGCGGCAAGCUCAGAAUUGGAACGUGAACAUUUCCAUUUAGCUAAAGUACAAGUAAAACUUACUUUAUAUAUAUAUGUAUGUGUAUAUAUAUAUGUGUAUGUGUAUAU